ACCCUUUUGGAUUGGAUUGAAUCGUCGGGAUGAUGGGGGAGGAGCUUUGAGUUUUUUUUUUUUGUCGACUUCCAUCAAUCCAAAGUCGUCGACCCAUGACUUGCUGAUUCGACUCUACGUCACUCCCACGAUGUUUAUCUCUUCUUCGCCGAUCCCGAGAUUCUGCAUCCUUCCUCACCGAUUCCAAUCCCCAUCCCCAUCGCUCUCCGGUCUGCCGCUUCGCAUUUUGCGAACUGUUGCAUAGCCUUGAAGGGUGAUUUGGAUUCUUGCGCCAGAUCGGUUCGAUGGCUGGUUGCAUUUGGAUUGCAGAGUGCGUUCUUUUGGAUGUUGGGUCCUGAGAUUUCGAGCAUUGGGAGGGCAGAUCGGCUCGUAACUCUGUUCUGUUUGGGCUUUGAACGAACUUGCAAAGUUCGUUCCUUUCUGUUAUGAGUUCCUCUGACGUACACAAAAAUGCUUAUUGAUAUUGCCGUUUGCUUACUGUCUAAGUGUCGUCUUAGGUUGCGGUUUGAUUAGUUGGUGAUUAUAGGUCAGGUUGAAAUCCAAUUUUGUUGCUUGGUUUUUCCGCCACUUCUGUAAGAAAAGACAUCUAUUUCUCAGGAAAGCUGCCAGCUUUUCCUGCACAAACGGAGCCAUUUUGGGGUUUUAGGUUGCAUCAGAUGCAUUUGGAGAAUUACGAAACUAUUCCUUGUUCUGUUCAUUUGGCAAUAUUAGUUUGACAUAUCUGGAAAUUGAGGAUUUAUAGUUUAUGCAUUAAGGCAUGGAUAUAAGCAAUGAGGCAAGCGUCGAUCGGUUCUCGAUUGGCCCUUCAACAAUCAUGGGGCGAACAAUUGCUUUUAGGAUCCUAUUCUGUAAAUCCCUGUCCCAUCUGCAACAUGAAAUAUUGCGUAUACUUUUGGCUUACUUAUAUAGGAUGAGAGCCUUGGUGGCUCCUGUGUUUUCUUGGUUGCAUCCGAGAAAUCCGCAAGGGAUCCUAGCGAUGGUGACUAUUGUUGCUUUCUUGUUGAAACGGUACACCAAUGUAAAAGCCAGGGCCGAAAUGGCCUACCGGAGGAAAUUUUGGAGGAAUAUGAUGAGAACUGCGCUGACCUACGAGGAGUGGGCUCAUGCUGCAAAGAUGCUCGACAAGGAGACGUUAAGGAUGAAUGAUUGUGCCCUUUACGAUGAAGAACUGGUGAGGAAUACGCUUCAAGUGCUCCACCAGCGUCGCCAGGAGGGAUCUCUGCGAGAUAUCAUCUUUUGCAUGAGAGCCGAUCUAGUGAGAAAUCUCGGCAACAUGUGCAAUUCCGAGCUUCACAAAGGCAGGCUUCAAGUGCCGAAGCUCAUAAAGGACUACAUUGACGAGGUGUCGACACAGUUAAGAAUGGUGUGUCAAUCAGACUCUGAAGAGCUCUCUUUGGAAGAGAAGCUUGCUUUCAUGCACGAAACUAGGCAUGCCUUUGGCAGGACGGCUCUGCUUUUGAGUGGAGGAGCUUCCCUCGGAGCAUUUCACAUCGGCGUGGUGAAAACGUUGGUGGAGCACAAGCUUUUACCUAGAAUAAUUGCAGGCUCCAGUGUUGGAUCCAUCGUGUGUGCCGUCGUCGCGACAAGGUCUUGGCCUGAGCUCCAGAGUUUCUUUGAGGACUCUUUGCACUCGUUGCAGUUCUUCGAUCAAUUAGGUGGCAUUUUUACAGUUGUGAGAAGGGUCAUGACACAAGGAGCUGUUCAUGAGAUCAGACAUUUGCAGUGGAUGUUGAGGCACCUCACCAGUAAUCUUACGUUUCAAGAAGCCUAUGACAUGACUGGACGAGUUCUUGGGAUAACAGUGUGCUCGCCAAGGAAGCACGAGCCCCCUAGAUGUCUCAAUUACUUGACUUCGCCUCAUGUGGUGAUAUGGAGCGCAGUGACCGCCUCUUGUGCCUUCCCUGGUCUUUUUGAAGCUCAGGAACUAAUGGCAAAGGAUCGGAGUGGAGAAAUUGUUCCAUACCAUCCGCCAUUCAAUUUGGAACCAGAGGAGGGGUCAGGCCCAUCUAUGCGUCGGUGGAGGGAUGGUAGCUUGGAGAUUGAUUUGCCCAUGAUGCAGCUGAAGGAGCUGUUCAAUGUCAAUCAUUUCAUUGUCAGUCAGGCAAACCCUCAUAUUGCACCAUUUUUAAGGCUCAAGGACUUUGUUAGAGCUUAUGGAGGAAACUUUGCUGCCAAGCUUGCUCACCUUGCUGAGAUGGAGGUAAAACAUAGAUGCAACCAAGUACUAGAACUUGGUUUUCCUUUGGGAGGAAUAGCCCAGCUGUUUGCUCAAGAUUGGGAGGGCGAUGUCACUGUUGUUGUGCCUGCAACACUUGCUCAGUACUCAAAGCUACUGCAAAAUCCAUCUCUUGUGGAGCUGCAAAAGGCGGUCAAUCAGGGGAGGAGGUGCACUUGGGAGAAGCUCUCGGCCAUAAAAGCCAAUUGUGGCAUUGAACUUGCUCUCGAUGAAUGCGUUGCGGUCCUAAACCACAUGCGCAGACUCAAAAGAAGCGCCGAGAGAGCAGCAGCCGCUUCUUCUCACGGUAUAGCCAACACGGUCAGGUUCCAUGCUUCUAGGAGGAUCCCUUCAUGGAAUUGCCUUGCUCGAGAAAACUCAACUGGAUCCCUUGAGGAAGACCUCCUCAACGACAUGGCUUCCUCCUUACAUCCUCAGGGAAGUGGUGCAUCAGGAGGAUUGUCGGGCAGAAACUUAUGGGCACACAGGCAUGACGAAAGCGAUAGUGAAUCGGAGAACGUCGAUUUGAAUUCAUGGACGAGAUCAGGUGGCCCAUUGAUGAGGACUGCGUCGGCAAAUAAGUUCAUCGAUUUCGUCCAGAAUUUGGACAUUGAAGUCGAACUGAAGAUGUUGCCUAGUCCAAAUUCUACCAAUGCUCAGAUGGGAAGAGACUCACUUUUCCACACCUCGAGGGUGAUUACACCAGACCGGAGUUCAGAGGGCAUGGAGUUUGACCAGAGGGAGCUAGGGACCAGAAACAGCUCGAGCAUAACAGUCAAUGAAGGCGAUCUUUUACAGGCAGAAAGGAUUUCUGAUGGGUUCGUGCUCAAUGUUGUGCGAAGAGAGGAUCUGGCAUCGCCAAAUAGAAGUGGGGACUGCAGCUGCGAAGUCCCCGAAUGCUUGCAACUGGAUUCGCCAGAGAAGGAGAUGGAUGUGAGUUCGGCAUCCGAAUCUGGCGAUGAUACAACGAACGUUGAAAGUAGCUCAAAUCUAACUACUCUAGAUGCCAAUGCUGAUUCUCAUUACAGAAAUGAACAGAUCCCUGCAGAUGGUGCCUCUUCAUAACCUCAAUGAGUGGACUCUCAAUCAUCUUUCCCGUUAGCUAAUGCUGCCUACCAAUCAAAGCCAGCUUGAAUAGUCAAGGUUGCAUAGGAAUUUCCCUCAUGCUGUUUUUGGCAUCAGGGUGAGUCAAGUUGCAUAAUCGGCGGCGCUACCUCCAGUCGAAAAGCCAGUAGCUCCGAAUUUAAGUUUCUGUUCUUGAAUUAGAAAUUGCUCAUUCUCUCUUGCUUAUGAGAUUGAUUGUUGAUGAUCAGGAAUUUUAAGUGGUAUGCACGUUUGGUCAUUUU
This is a messenger RNA of Rhodamnia argentea, 3561 nucleotides long. Its product is annotated as triacylglycerol lipase SDP1-like. Gene Ontology annotation, biological process: lipid metabolic process. The record is from RefSeq and is a predicted model, not a curated record. Gene Ontology annotation, molecular function: triacylglycerol lipase activity. The transcript is spliced from 4 exons. The coding region runs from base 758 to 3280 and encodes 840 amino acids. Lineage: Eukaryota; Viridiplantae; Streptophyta; Magnoliopsida; Myrtales; Myrtaceae.